Messenger RNA from Alnus glutinosa, 1443 nucleotides. RefSeq lists its product as uncharacterized. The transcript has a single exon. The record is from RefSeq and is a predicted model, not a curated record. Bases 437 to 1135 code for a protein of 232 amino acids. Lineage: Eukaryota; Viridiplantae; Streptophyta; Magnoliopsida; Fagales; Betulaceae.
UUGGAGCAUUGUUUCUAUAAAAAGGGCGUCUGUGUGACACGAAGAUCCAUGAAACUAGCGUGUAGAAAGCAAAAUCUAAACCCUCUCUCAUUUCCAUUUCUGGGUUAAAUAGUCUAACUUAUACCUAACUUUAUAUUUUAGUUUGAUUUUCAUUUUGGUUUUUCUUUCUGUUUCUUAUAUGAAAGAUCUGCUUUCUUCAAUCAAAGCGAUACGGUUUACAUCUGUUUAAGUUUCUUGUUUUUUGUCUGUAAUUGUAUGAGAUCUCUCUAACUUCUUAAUGGAUCUUUGUUUGAACUUUCUCAAGUAAAUCUGGUAUAUACAGCUUUUAUUUUAUUGUUAAUUUGUUCUUACAAGUUUCAGGCUAUUGAUCGUGUUAUUAUAAGAUCAUCGCCGCUGUUUUCUUGUUGAAGAUUUGAACUCUGUGAUCAAUCUGACUAUGGAGGCAGUUCUGGUACCAUAUUCAUCAGUAGACCAAUCAGUCUCUCCCUACAAGAAAAUCAAAAGCCCAAGGAAAGGCGCUCGCGCUUUCAUUUCUAAGCCCUCCGAAAAUCUCUCCCCCACAAACAUCCUCCGUGGCGGUCUCUUGCUACACCGCCACCCACCUCCUCCGCUUUCAUCUUCCUAUCCCCCCUCAGCCUUCAGCCACCCAUUUCAACAACAUCAGCAACAACCGCCUCUUCUUCCUCUACCAACCACCAUAACCCACCAGUACUCUCUUCCUUCUCGAACCCGAAAGCCGAACAACAAACGCAGAGACCAGUCCCUGACGCCAAAGAAAUCAAAGCCCACAAAGAGAGAGGAUCCGAAUAAGCAAGAUUCGGCAUCGACAAGGCGAGCAGUUUCCGAGUGUUUGAUCGUGGCUUCGACUAAGCCGUUGGGGCCUGACCCGAGUGAUCUACCCAAGGAUGUUUCUCGGGUAUUCUCAUCAACGGCGGCGGGGGUUAAGAGUUUUGGAAAGGUCACUAUAGAAGAGUUGGAGAUGUUUUCGGGUACAGUGUUUAGUCUGGCUCCGCCACCGAGUAGCUUGCCGCUGCCCAAGUUUUCUCUGAGGCCAAAGCUUUGUUGCAACGCUGAGGCUGCCGGAAUCGAUGCCGGAGCCACUGAUAAUCUCCGGCGCAUGCUACGUCUCCUGUGAAGUUAUUGUUGUCAUUUUGGUUUGUCGUUUGGUCUUCUGUGUAAAUAAAAGCAUCAGCCUGGGUAGCUUUUGCUGAUUGUGCUGUAAUCUUUUUUCUUUUUCUUUUUCUGUUUUUUGAUGAAUUUGUGAUCACCACCUGUGUUUUUGAAUUGGGGUGCACAAAGAUACGACGAAGAUCGGGUCCUUGAAGUUGGGACUAGGAGAUUAAUCACCUAAGGAAUAAGGAUGGUCUAUUUUGUUUUUUCAGUUGAAUGUAUUAUUAUGUAUUUUUCCUUUUUGCAUGAAAUAAAGUAAGUAUUUUCUGAUCA